GUGAGCAAAAGUGCAUCCAGACGAUAUCCCAUGCUCAAAUACAUAUCUCUUUCAUCCUCCUUCUUCUAUCAUGUCCACCCUCCUUUGUCCAAUCCUCGUUGCCCUUUUCCGGCCUCGUCUCUGCUCGGUCCUCGACGCGUCGACGACCAAUAUAUUCGACCGUUCCAUCCUGACUAUUCCCCUCUCCCCCUUUUGAAGCCUAUCCCAUGGCCUCUACCAAUCCCAACGCAACAUCAGGCCCCGGUGGCUAUGGUGGCGCUAGCGGCUACGAGCCCGCCAAAAAGAAGCGCAACAAGUGGCUCUGGAUCGGUCUCCCUAUUCUCAUCAUCGCCAUCAUCAUCGCUGCUGUCCUUGGUGGUGUCCUCGGGUCAAGAUCAAGCUCAAGCGACGACUCUUCCUCCUCUGGUUCUGCUUCGACUGGCUCCUCCAACGCAAACACUGGUCUGCCAAGUGGCGUGACGAGCGCAAACACUGCUACCAAUACUGGUGCCAACGGCGAGGCCUACCUUGCCGUUGCUACCAACAGCGAAUACAUGCUGCCCGUUUAUGCCACCGGCACCAACACUGCUGGCUACUCUGCCCCUACUACCGUCUCUGAUGCCGCGUCCACCGACUCUUGGCCCGAUGACCCCGACACUGUCUCCAACUCUAGUAUCCGAGCCAACCCCCGUCUCGCACCUGCUUACAAGUGGGAGGCCCUCACCAGCGGCGGUCUCAUCGAGAACAACCCUUACUUCAAGUACUGGAACGCUACCAUCGUUCAGAACGCCAGUGACACUCUCGGCGACGACCCUACCCCCUAUGACACUGAUGGUGGUCUUGCUGGCUCUGGUGUCCUUGAUGUCGCCCGAGCAAUCAAGCUCAAGGUCAAGAACUGGGCCUACGCCUACAAGGUCACCAACGAAACCAAGUAUGCCGACCGAGUCUGGCUCGAGUUGCAGACCGCUGCUGGUAACGGCUCUGUCUCUUUCGGUAACGAGACCACUCGAUGGAACAUGCAGAACCACGCUCUCGACGCUGGCGAGUUCUGUAACGCGUUCGCUAUUGGAUAUGACUGGCUGUACGACUUCUGGACCGAUGACCAGAAGGAUAAGAUCAUGUGGUCCAUCAUUAACCUUGGUCUCUACUAUGGCCAACUCGCCUUGAACGGCUCCUCCGAGGCUUCUUCCUACAACUGGUGGGCUGGUACCGGCGUUGGCAGCUCUGCUGUCAACGGUAACUGGAACUGUGUUAUUAACGCCGGUCUUACGUCUGCCGCCAUCGCCAUCAUCGACAGAGAUCCAACGGGCAUUGCCCAGUCUGUUCUCGACCUUUCAACGGCCGAUGCCCACAACAACUGUUUCGCUGCUCCCUACUCUGAUGGUACCUGGUCCGAGACUGCCAACUACUGGUACUUUGGUACAACCGGUGCGGCCGAGAUUCUCAACGCCGUCGAGACUGCUUACGGCGAUGACCGUGGUCUCCUCGCUGCCAACUCUGAUGGUUGGAACCACACUUCCCUCUUCCACAUCUACGCCCAGGGCAUGACCUCCUUGUUCAACUAUGGUGACCACGGACCCAACAAGUACUCUUCCACUGCCAACUCUCUUCUUUACUGGGCCAACAAGUUUGACCAGCCACGAUACGCGCUCUACCAGCGAGACCACUAUGACGCCCCCGAGCCUUGGUCCAUGUUCUGGUACAACCCUGCGUUUGACGGCACUUGGUGGGACGGCCUGCCUCUCGACCGCCACUUUGACCAGUCUCAGGGUCAGUGGGCUACUGCCCGUUCCAACUGGGCCGACAAUGACGGUACCUACUGGGCCAUGAAAGCUUCCGAGCUCACCGGUCACCAGACCCACGGUGAUCUCGAUAUCGGAGACUUUGUCAUUGAUGCCAUGGGCCAGCGAUGGGCGGGUGAGCUUGGUUCUGGACAGUACCUUUCCGACGGUUACUUUAGCAGCGAGGAGCAAAACUCUGAGCGAUGGGACUACUACCGAAAGGCGACUGAGGGCCAGAACACGCUUCUCAUUAGCGAGCAGAACCAGCAAGUCAGUGCUACCCCCACCGGUAACUGGGGUUCUUCCGGAACCGCCCAGGGCCCUGCUCCCUCUUUCGAGAUCGAUAGCGAUGACACUGCCUACUUCUGGACCGACAUGUCCUCUGCUUACAACUACACCGUCAAGCGAGGUAUCCGAUUCGUCAACGCCCGAAAGCAGAUCCUCCUCCAGGACGACGUCGAGUCUGUGCCCAACCUCCAGUGGAGGAUGCACACUAACGCCACCGUCUCUGUCUCCGACGCUACUGCCACUCUUGUCCUCGACUCUGAGACUCUUGUUGCCUCUAUCGUCCAGGGCCCUUCUGGCGCUGCUUUCAGCACUGCCGAGCCCACUCGAGCCAGCAGCGACCCUGCUCUGCCUACUGGCACCAUGAACGCAGACCAAGAAAACACCGGAGUCACAGUGUUGACCAUUGAUGUCGAUGAUGGAGGAUCAUUCUCCUUGCAGGUCUUGUUCACUCCUCAAUGGGGAAGCAACUUUACCGCCGUCGACAGCGUUAACAAUGUGUCGCUCGAUGACUGGAGUUUGACAAGUCACUGAGCGUGAUCUGGUCGUUGGGUGUGUGAACCGAGGCGUAGAGUGGUGUAGAGUUGUGCAUGAGGAUGAUUGGCGGCGGAUGAUGAACUUGACGAACGAUUUUGCCCAUUGUGGCCCCUCUGUAUCUUACUGCACUUUUGUGCCGUCCCCCUUGUCAUGUUUGUGACGAUUGAUCUCGUAAUAACUCUCUUUUAUAUAUUUCCUUCCUUCCUCUCUCUUUCUCAUCGCAAAAGUCUCUAGUUUCUACAUGACCAUCCUACCGAUUGACGACCGUAUGAUGCGGUGCUAUCUUCACUUUCCUUUUAUACGAUAAGGUUUUGAUGCAUAUGGACUCUUGUGUUUAGCUUGAGGGCUGAGGUUACUACAGCAACUACACUAUGUACAAGGGAUCAUGCACGUAA
Molecule: messenger RNA, 2977 nt
Organism: Cryptococcus amylolentus CBS 6039
Lineage: Eukaryota; Fungi; Basidiomycota; Tremellomycetes; Tremellales; Cryptococcaceae
Exons: 3
Coding region: 207-2579 (790 amino acids)
Molecular function (GO): lyase activity
Source: RefSeq, a predicted model, not a curated record